AUGUCCUCUGCCACAAGCCUAUCGACAGACAGCUACACCCUAUCGCAUUUCCCACGCUCGAUCACAGUCGUCCUAAAAGAGCAGGACAAAAGCGACUACCAACUUGCAAAGUCCUACCGCCCGGUUGCGCUGCUCAACACCGUUAGCAAAUUCAUGGAAGCAGUGGCGCACGACAACUCAGCUACGCCGUGGAAACCGAUGGAUUACUUCCAAAUGCGCAUCUCGGUGGCCGAUGGGGCAUCUCCACGGGCCGUGCUAUACAGAAUGUGA
Molecule: messenger RNA, 270 nt
Organism: Penicillium samsonianum
Lineage: Eukaryota; Fungi; Ascomycota; Eurotiomycetes; Eurotiales; Aspergillaceae
Exons: 2
Coding region: 1-270 (89 amino acids)
Source: RefSeq, a predicted model, not a curated record